AUGGCUGCGUCUAAUCCCUGGCUGUACGCCGGUCCAGCCUCGUCAUUCYCCAACAUCGAACCCACCGACGCCAAUACCAAGUCCAAAAAGACCAAGAUCGCCAGCUCGGCGGCCAGUGAUGCAGACAUCCUACCACCCUGCAAGGUCCUCCAACUUUCGACUGAGCCAAGUACUCAACCGCAGAUCUUCACGCCCAAAGAAGCUCAGAAUCAUGCAGGCGCCCUCGAUUCACAAUUGUUGAUUUUCCGCUAUCGAGACAAGAUGCACGCAAUGAACCACUCCUGUCCGCACCAGUCGUACCCGCUCUCCCAUGGCAGCUUAUACGACAUUGAAGAUUUUGGCAUUGUGCUCAGUGCUGGCAUAGCGUGUCCGAAACAUGGCUGGACAUUUGACCUGUUCACGGGACAAAGUGAUCGAGGUGGGUACAAAUUAGGGCUGUGGGAGGUUGAAGUGAGGAAUGGCGAUGUGGAUGGAGAUGAGCAUGUAUGGGUGAGGAGAAGAGAGAAGAGGCGGUUUGGGUGA
Molecule: messenger RNA, 522 nt
Organism: Ramularia collo-cygni
Lineage: Eukaryota; Fungi; Ascomycota; Dothideomycetes; Mycosphaerellales; Mycosphaerellaceae
Exons: 1
Coding region: 1-522 (173 amino acids)
Molecular function (GO): 2 iron, 2 sulfur cluster binding
Source: RefSeq, a predicted model, not a curated record